Molecule: messenger RNA, 3174 nt
Organism: Bacillus rossius redtenbacheri
Lineage: Eukaryota; Metazoa; Arthropoda; Insecta; Phasmatodea; Bacillidae
Product: E3 SUMO-protein ligase ZBED1-like
Exons: 1
Coding region: 75-2012 (645 amino acids)
Molecular function (GO): DNA binding; protein dimerization activity
Source: RefSeq, a predicted model, not a curated record
UUAAUUUUAAUUAAUUUUGUUUUGUAUUAAUUGUUUUGGUCUUUUAGAGAAUACAUACCUUAAUGUGAAUUAAAAUGGGUCGCAGAAAGUCUUCGGUGUGGACAUAUUUUGAAAAAAAAACUGAUACAUCUGCAGUAUGCUUACUGUGUAAAAAGGUUUAUCAAUCAAAAAAUAAUACCUCAAAUCUACAUGAACAUUUAAACAGAAAACAUAUGACUGUCUUGCAAGCAGCCCAAUUGAUAGAACAGGUGGAAAACUUUCGUGUUGAUGACCCAGAUUCAGAACCAAGGAAGAAACUUUGCACCUCAAAUGCAAGCCAACAAAACCUGUCUGUUGACAACCCUGGAAUUUCAAGUUCUUCAGUUUCAGUUACUGCAUCUUCAUCAGAAACUGGAGCAUUGCCACAGUUUCCUGCAAGCGGAAAUGCUUUAAGCAAUAGCCGUAUUAACACCUUAGUGCCACGACAACUAACUCUGCACAGCAGCUACAGAUUAAAAGAACUGCCUGAAAUGCAAAAGAAAAAGUUGGAUAACAUGGUCGCUGCUUUGGUUUAUAAAGAUCUACAAACGUUAUCUAUCGUAGAAGAUGAAGGGUUUAAGUUGUUUAUAAGGGAAUUAGAGCCAAGAUAUAGUUUACCUACUCGAAGAACAUUAACGAGGAAAAUCAUUCCAGAAUUGUACACAUUGGCAAGACAGCAGUUGCAAAAUAAGCUUAAUGAUGUUGAGUAUGUAGCCAUAACCACUGAUGUUUGGACAUCAUUAAAUACACAAUCAUUCAUGACCGUAACAGUUCAUUUUGUAGCUAACAAUGAAAUGCAGUCAGCUGUUCUUGAGACAAAAGUGCUGGUAGAAAACCACACUGCUCUUUACCUAAGCAGUGUUUUGAAAAGUUUAUUGACUGAGUGGAAUUUGAUCAACAAAAUAACAGCUGUAAUAACUGAUGGCGGCCCUAAUAUCAAAGCUGCAGUAAAAAUUGUUGGACUAGCGCAACACCCUUGUUGUGCACACAUGUUGAAUUUAGUCGUUAAUGAUGCCAUCAACAAAAAUGAAGAUUUAAAGCAAAUUUUGUGUGCAUGCAGAGCUUUAGUUGGACAUUUCAAGUCAAGUGUAGUGGCAGCAGACAAACUCAGAGCUAUCCAAAAUCAGCUACAGAUGACACAACUGAAAAUGAAGCAAGAUGUACAGACCAGAUGGAAUUCCACUUAUAUAAUGCUAGAAAGACUUACAGAGCUUAAAGAACCACUUUCAGCUGUCCUUGCUUCCUUACCUACAGCACCAAGUGCUCUCUUAGUAGACCAAUGGCAAGUAAUAGAAGACUGUGUACCUGUUCUUAAAAUAUUCAACCUUUUAACAAUUGAGUUUUCUGCAGAAAAGUACCCAACCAUAUCAAAAGUUAUUCCCUUGGUGAGAGGUGUCCAAAUGAAACUACAAACAGUAAGCAUGAAAACUGCAGUUGGAUGCGAACUAAAACGUAAUUUGUUGGAAGGUCUCUCCAGCAGAUUUAGCCAGUUUGAAAAAGGCAAAAUAUCAUCCAUUGCUACAUUUGUUGAUCCACGAUUCAAAAAGAUGGGUUUCAGAAAUGAUGCUAAUGCAGCCUGUGCUCAAGAACUGGUAAUGAAAGAAGUUCAGAAUCUGUGUACGAGAAGUGCUCCACAGCAUGUGUCUGAAAUCGAGCCCAGUUGCACCAACAUCAGUGCAGAAAGUGAUGACUUAUGGGAGUUUUUUGACUCAAAAGUGUGCAAUUUGAAACGUAAUUCGAAUCCAGGAAGUGAUGCAACAAUUACUGUUCGACAGUAUAUUGAAUCCCCAUAUCAGGAUCGAAAACUAUGUCCGCUUUCAUACUGGAAAAAACACAAAAACUCAAUGCCACAUAUGUACCAAAUCGCACACAAGCCAGCCUCAUCAGUACCAUCUGAAAGAGUAUUUUCCAAGGCAGGGCAGAUAAUGAGUGAGCGAAGGAACAGAAUUAAACCAAAAAAUAUGGACAUCCUUAUUUUUUUAAAUGGACAGUAAAAAGUGAAUUGUUAAAAAAUUGAAAUCUCACUGAUGUCCUUCAAAAAACAACUAAUUUCAGUUUUUGGGUUAUUUAUGUAAUUAUGGUAUUGAUAAGAAUGUUGUAAAUACAUUUAUUAUAUAGAGUGCAUGUAUUAAACAAAUUAAAUUUAAGUAUUUUGCAAUGUAAAAGGCAAAUGCAAUCUUUUUGCAAAGCUUGCCUUUAUAAUUAAUUUAUGAAUAUUCUGAGGCAUCAGUUUAUGUAUUUGAAAUUCCCCAAUUAGAUGCUAUCCACAACAUGCAGUUAAUUAUUGUGUACAUACAUGAAACAUGUUUAAAAAUUACAUACACAUAAACUGUACUACUAAAAUGAUAUAUUACCAAGAGAACAAAAAAAAAUUUGUGGUAAAAUUCUUAAGUAGUGGCUUUUCCAAUAAUUAAUAAUAAAAUUCAGAAAUAUAUUUAAUUUUUCAAAAACUAGAGACAUUCCUGUAUUUACAAAAGAAAAAAAAAAAAAAACAUAUUUUUAUUCUUGCUGGUUUCUGAGAAAUAAAAUGUAUAGCUUACAUUACAAAAUCUGUGCAUUGAAACUGCAGCUGUGUGUUAAGUUUUGGAGAACGUAAGUCAAAUUGUGAGAAUGGUCGAUUAGUUUACGUUAGCUACCUUAAAAAUACUUAAAAAUCUUUGUGGACAGUUGGUUAGGUUAGUAUCCCUACACUCAAUAUACAGAAAAAAAAAAUUAUGGUUGCUUAGACAUUACCAAUUUAAGAUGUAGCUAUCCUGACCUAACCAACAGUUCUUACGAUUUACAGUAUUGUUACUGUAGCUAUACUAAUCCAACAAAACCAUCCACAAUAUUUUUAAUUAUUUUUAAUGGAUCUAACCUAAUCUAAACGACCAUUCUCACUAUGUAACAAACCUUUAAUAUUUAUACUGAACAUGCACAAAUAUGGCUUCAGAAUGGAAGGUUGUGAAUGUUAGGUUUGCCGAUCCAGUGAUUCUCCAUGUAAAAAAAAUUGCGAUGGCUGUGUCAAUGCAUAGGUAUUACAAUGUAAUCUAUAAAUUGUUUUUUCUCAGAAACCAGUAGGUAUAUAAAGAUGAUUUUUUUCUGCAUAAAUACAAGAACAUCUAUAGUUUUCAAAAAGUUUUUCCCCCCCCCCGCAAUUUAUCAUUAAUUUUCGGA